Messenger RNA from Corticium candelabrum, 1046 nucleotides. RefSeq lists its product as uncharacterized. Lineage: Eukaryota; Metazoa; Porifera; Homoscleromorpha; Homosclerophorida; Plakinidae. The record is from RefSeq and is a predicted model, not a curated record. The transcript is spliced from 3 exons. The coding region runs from base 1 to 879 and encodes 292 amino acids.
AUGCCGCCAACUUCCAUUACUUUUUAUGUAGAGGCAGUCGCCUCGUUUGAGCUGUGUCGUCUUCGACGAGGAUUCACAAUCGCUCAAAUUGAGCCCUCUAAUGCCACCAUGACCUAUGGCUGUGAGUUGACGUCUAACAGCAGCUCGGAGUAUCAUUUUUUCUCGUCUUAUGAGUCGGCCAACCGCAACCAGACCGUUGUCAUCCUACUAGCUCGAGAAUCAAGACAACCUAAAUGCCACCUUCGCCUGUUUCUAGUGUCUUAUGAGUAUAUACACUGGCGCGUGACGGCAGACUCUCGUAUUGCUGUGGACUUAAUUAGACUGAGUUCUCCGCCUGGCACGCCAAAUGCAACCAUUGAUAUAGACGCUACGUCAAUUAUCUUGAAAAAUCCUAUAAGACGUGCCUCGUUUUACAGUGGAAUAUGGCCGCCCACCGGUCAGUUUGUUGAAUGGACUCAAAGACCGUUAAAAGCGUUUGCUCGAAUGAAAAAAUUGGGACAUUUGAGAUCUCUCACUGCGGUCUGGAAAUCUUCCAUUGUAACAAUUCCUCUAGGAGUCAGCAAAGUGCAAAGAAGAAGUGUCGCCCAUGACAUCGCAAACGACACUACUAAAAUCAAGAAAUUUCAAAAAUAUGCUUAUACGUCUACCAACAGAUCAAAACAUUGGAAACAUAAUCAGAGUAAUGAUAGUUGGAGUUGCAACUGCGCGACGUUACCGUCUCAUCCAUUGCAAACUUUCGGCAGCUGCUAUACAAAUGUGUACGAGAUAAAUGUCGUGGCAGCCGUCUCCGCAACUGUGUCUUCAUUUUGCAUCACGGUCAUCGUCGUGGUGACCGUUUCCCUAACUACGAAAAGAAACAAGCGAAUUUUCGACGUGUGACGGCGUACAAAGGUGUCCAGCAGAUAUAGUAAAUAGUGCAAAAGAAAUUGAAUAGUAGGAUUGAGAAUGACACGUCAACAUCUAAAAUUUUAAUUUACAUGUGGCACCUAGCUUACUUUUUACAGACUUAUUUCAGUUGGUUGUACUUAGAAAAUAAAUAAUAACAA